AUGGUUCACAGCAGCGGAUCUCAGGGAGAUUUCAUCACGAUAGAAUUGAUCCAUGGACGACUAAGGUUUACCAUCAAUCUUGGCAGUUCCAAAACCAUUUCUGGGAAACACACCGUGCUCCUCGGAAGCAACUUGUCAGACAACAAAUGGCAUGAGGUGAAAGUGGAUCGAAAUCAGCACACGCUGGUAGUCACUGUCGAUAAACUCAGGAGUCAAUCCACCACACCGGGCUCUUUCGUCCGGCUUAACCUUGAUAGAUUCGUCUACGUUGGAGGUCUGGAUCCGAGCGUGUCUGGCGGUGUUCCGUCUACACGGAAUUUUUAUGGCUGCUUGAAAAAUCUGUACUUCGACUUCAUCGACAUCUUCUAUGGUGCUAAGAUGGACAAUAAUGAUUAUGACACUCACGGUUUUGUUCGUUUUUACUGUCCAGAUACUAGCUAUGUUCCGGUCAAUUUUCCAGAGCCCGAUACUCAUUUGAAGCUUAGCAAGCAUUCCCCUAAAAAUUUCUCCGUGGAGCUCAGUUUUCGCACCUACGACGGCAAUGGUAUUUUGGUUUACAAACAGAGCGCGCGCGCUCGCCUGUAUCUUUCUCUGGUAUCUGGAAAACUUGAGCUUGAAGUUCGGGUGGAACCCGAUAAACCAAUUAAAAUCAGCGUCGGUGAAGCCUUGAACGAUGGCAUGUGGCAUGACGUCAUAGCUGGAGUAACUCGCAAGGACAUGUGGUUGCAGCUAGAUAGAAAGCCAGAACUACGUCAUGAAAACCCGUGGUUGGCAGAUAUCGGCGAUUUUCGAAGUCGUGUUUACAUUGGCUACGGAACACAGAAGACAGGAUUUGUUGGCUGUAUGCACCGAAUAAAGCUUAACGGGAAUUUGGUGAGGCUGACAGGUUUGAGCGGCUCUCGGAUAAGCGGAGCGGUCAUAAACCGAUGUGAAAUUACCAACAAGUGUUUCCCUAAUCCCUGUCGGAACGGCGGCCGCUGCCUCCAGACAUGGCAGGCUUUUCGAUGUGACUGCGGAGGAACGUUUUACCAUGGGGACCGGUGCAGCAUCCCUCUUUACCGAGCCACAUGCCAGGAGUACAAGGCACUGGGAAUGGUUCAGGACGCGUAUUGCAAAGUGGACCCUGAUGGAACCGGGCCUCUGGGGACCUUUGAUGUGCUGUGCAACAUGACGGCCUCCGAUGCUGCCAAGACAGUUAUUAAUCACGACAAAGAAGGCAAGCAUCAGGUUACUUUGGGCGCCACGGAUCUUGUGAGUCAUUACUUCCAACGUAUUUCGUACGUGAGUAACCUGGCCAGUAUCCGAGCACUGAUUCAGCGCAGCGCAAACUGUCGCCAAUUCAUCAGGUACGACUGUUAUAAUUCCAAACUAUUGAAUUCUCCCAUUGGUCCUGAGCAUGUGCAGUGGUUGUCAAGCACCGCUGUCCCACAGAACUACUGGGGAGGUGCUCCAGCUGGAAGUAACAAGUGCGCAUGUGGAGUAAAAAAGACCUGUGUGGAUCCCUCAAAGUACUGUAAUUGUGAUGCAGAUAGCGACGACAAGUGGAGGGAGGAUUCGGGUUAUUUAACAGACAAAUCUUCUUUACCAGUAAACAUGCUGCAGUUCUCCUCGGAUGCCAAAGAUUCAUUCUUCACUCUCGGCCCAUUAGAAUGCUUCGGUUCCUCGGGCCAGUCCUCUGGACAAGUAAGCAAUCAUCAUGUUACCAUGACGACCACUAUUGCAACGAAUAAAAACUCAACCCUGGUGACGUCAGUGUUAAGUCACGAGACCAAGAGCGAUGGUGUGACAGUACAUUCUUCCAUUACCACAGGUAAUGAUGGCGUGACAGUGCACUCAAGCAUCACGACUAAAGGCAAGACAGUCACGCUGCCUCCCGUCACGCAAAUCGAGCCGAAGACGACACCCAAAGUGUUGGUCAUAACUAACGGCAGUGUAUCUUACAUAACGCGCGUCAAAGGAGGUGUGGUGUACGACGCACGGUUUAUCAUCUUGAUAACAUCAUCUGUGUUGGCCUUUAUACUCCUCGUAUGUGUCAUAAUCUUCGUUUUCCUGAAGCGCUCUGGCCGCACCUAUGUGUGCUGUAUCUCCUGCAAGAACUGCAGGAGGAAAAAGAGUAUCCCGGAUAUUGAGGUGUAUCGUCACUCAGUACGCACGGAUUCCCCGGAUGUGGUGCAGCUGGAUGACUUAAAUCACGGCGGAGUAGAGGUUGGGGCCUACAACAUGAGCAACGGCCAAACAGUCUACCACUCAGUCCACCGGGAUUCGCACGUCAGAAAAUACGUGUCCUUUUCAGCCUCCACCUCCAAACUGUGAAUGUCAAUAGGAAAGCAAGGUAACAGCGAUAAAAA
Messenger RNA from Orbicella faveolata, 2348 nucleotides. Its product is annotated as contactin-associated protein-like 2. The record is from RefSeq and is a predicted model, not a curated record. NCBI's taxonomy places the organism in Eukaryota, Metazoa, Cnidaria, Anthozoa, Scleractinia, Merulinidae.